Fusarium mangiferae is the source of this 534-nucleotide messenger RNA. RefSeq lists its product as uncharacterized. Lineage: Eukaryota; Fungi; Ascomycota; Sordariomycetes; Hypocreales; Nectriaceae. The record is from RefSeq and is a predicted model, not a curated record. Bases 1 to 534 code for a protein of 177 amino acids. The transcript is spliced from 2 exons.
AUGGAUCCUCAUAUUAAACAACACCUAUACAUCUGUGAUAUUUGCCGUCGCCCACGCUCAAAGGAGUUUCAUCGUCGUUACCCUGCUGGUCAGGAUUACCCACGAACGCACUCUGUUUGUCUCCCACCAAAAAAGCAUUACCGGGAACUUAUGCAACGUACUGUACGAGCCAUGAAUGAUUUGUACCAGGCAGGAAAGGUCUUCUAUCAGGGUCUUUGCAGCCGCAAUGGCCUCUACAUUCAGGUUCAUCAUCAUCACUGGCAUCACAAUACUUUGUCGGAGGACGACUUGACUAAAGCUUACGGCAAGUUUGCGGAACGACCCCGAAGCCCAUCAUUCCAGGAAAAGCCUGUCACUAUCAGACAAAAGAAGCAACCCGCUUCAGAUAAUCAAGUUGCGCACGUGGCUGAGCUUACCGAUGGCCCAACACCAGCUCCCUAUGAGCUACCGGCGUAUCAGUCAUACGCUGAUGCUCCACCGGCGGUGUCACAGAAACCGGUGUUUCGUUUUCAGGUUUCAGAAGACGUUAGUUAG